AGCGUUAGCCACCUGUGUGAGGCGCUCCCCGUGAGAAAGGUGGCGUGGAAGGAGCGAGAGCCCAGCCACACGGCAGGGGAGCCUUUCUCCGGGAGGCUGGCGGUCUGAACACCUCCAGAACUCAGAGCAUUUAGGAUGCACAGUGCGCUGUAGCCCAACGUCCUCAAGCCUGGUGUGCCCUGGAACCGGCUGACGCCUCCCCAGUUUGUUCGGGGUCCUCCCGGACCUCUUCCUCCCACCUCUCCGCCCCCAAAGUGGUGCUCCCGCCUUGCUCCGCCUGCACAUCCCCCGGCGCGCCCAGAGGUUUAUCAGACUCCCCACACGCUCCGCCGGCUUCCUCCUGCGCUCGGCGCGAGUGACCCAGGCAGACCCGCCGCGGCCUUGGAGCCCCCAUCCCAGUCCCUUCUCCCGCUCCUCUGCCGCCGCGCUCCCGGCUCUUAUCCCCCGGGCCGCGGCGCCCACCGCGGUUCAGGUUUAAUCCCCUUUCGACCUGCUGUUUGGCUCAUCCCCGCACUCAGCCUCCCAGUCAGCCCAGAGAAGUGGAAUCUGCACUGAAACUCUCGGUGGCUGGAGCCGGCAGACUGGGCAUGCUCAGAAGCCAGGGCUGGCUUUGGUCUCAAGUAGGAAGCUUUUGCACUCGGGAGGCAGCAGCGACUUUGGGGAAAGUUGAUCGGAGAGGGGAGGAAGCCCAAAGACGCGGAGCAGCGGCAGAAAGGAGCCCCCGGCAGCCCGGAGGAGCAUGGGCACGCUGCGGGAUUUACAGUACGCGCUCCAGGAGAAGAUCGAGGAGCUGAGGCAGCGGGAUGCUCUCAUCGACGAGCUGGAGCUGGAGUUGGAUCAGAAGGACGAACUGAUCCAGAAGCUGCAGAACGAGCUGGACAAGUACCGCUCGGUGAUCCGGCCGGCCACCCAGCAGGCGCAGAAGCAGAGCGCGAGCACCUUGCAAGGCGAGCCGCGCACCAAGCGGCAGGCGAUCUCCGCCGAGCCCACCGCCUUCGACAUCCAGGAUCUCAGCCAUGUGACCCUGCCCUUCUACCCCAAGAGUCCACAGUCUAAGGAUCUUAUAAAGGAAGCCAUCCUUGAUAAUGACUUUAUGAAGAACUUGGAACUGUCACAGAUCCAAGAGAUUGUGGAUUGUAUGUAUCCAGUGGAGUAUGGCAAGGACAGCUGCAUCAUCAAAGAAGGAGAUGUGGGGUCACUGGUGUAUGUCAUGGAAGAUGGUAAGGUGGAAGUUACAAAAGAAGGUGUGAAGCUGUGCACGAUGGGUCCAGGGAAAGUGUUCGGAGAGUUGGCUAUUCUUUACAACUGUACCCGGACGGCGACCGUCAAAACUCUUGUAAAUGUGAAACUCUGGGCCAUUGAUCGACAAUGUUUUCAAACAAUAAUGAUGAGGACAGGACUCAUCAAGCAUACCGAGUAUAUGGAAUUUUUAAAAAGCGUUCCAACAUUCCAGAGCCUUCCUGAAGAGAUCCUCAGUAAGCUUGCUGACGUCCUUGAAGAGACUCACUAUGAGAAUGGGGAAUAUAUCAUCAGGCAAGGUGCAAGAGGGGACACCUUCUUUAUCAUCAGCAAAGGAAAGGUAAAUGUCACUCGUGAAGACUCACCAAGUGAAGACCCGGUCUUUCUUAGAACUUUAGGAAAAGGAGACUGGUUUGGAGAGAAAGCCUUGCAGGGGGAAGAUGUGAGAACAGCCAACGUAAUUGCUGCAGAAGCUGUAACCUGCCUUGUGAUUGACAGAGACUCUUUCAAGCAUUUGAUUGGAGGACUGGAUGAUGUUUCUAAUAAAGCAUAUGAAGAUGCAGAAGCUAAAGCAAAAUAUGAAGCUGAAGCUGCUUUCUUCGCCAACCUGAAGCUGUCUGAUUUCAACAUCAUUGACACCCUUGGAGUCGGAGGUUUCGGACGAGUAGAACUGGUCCAGUUAAAGAGCGAAGAAUCCAAAACCUUUGCCAUGAAGAUUCUCAAGAAACGCCACAUUGUGGAUACCAGACAGCAGGAGCACAUCCGCUCGGAGAAGCAGAUCAUGCAGGGGGCUCAUUCCGAUUUCAUAGUGAGACUGUACAGAACAUUUAAGGACAGCAAGUAUCUGUAUAUGUUGAUGGAAGCCUGCCUAGGUGGGGAGCUCUGGACCAUUCUCAGGGAUCGAGGUUCAUUUGAAGAUUCAACAACCAGAUUUUAUACAGCAUGUGUGGUAGAAGCUUUUGCCUAUCUGCAUUCCAAAGGAAUCAUUUACCGGGACCUCAAGCCAGAAAAUCUCAUCCUAGAUCACCGAGGUUAUGCCAAACUGGUUGAUUUUGGCUUUGCAAAGAAAAUAGGAUUUGGAAAGAAAACAUGGACUUUUUGUGGGACUCCAGAGUAUGUAGCCCCAGAGAUCAUCCUGAACAAAGGCCAUGACAUUUCAGCCGACUACUGGUCACUGGGAAUCCUAAUGUAUGAACUUCUGACUGGCAGCCCACCUUUCUCAGGCCCAGAUCCUAUGAAAACCUAUAACAUCAUAUUGAGGGGGAUUGACAUGAUAGAAUUUCCAAAGAAGAUUGCCAAAAAUGCUGCUAAUUUAAUUAAAAAACUAUGCAGGGAUAAUCCGUCAGAAAGAUUAGGGAAUUUGAAAAAUGGAGUGAAAGACAUUCAAAAGCACAAAUGGUUUGAGGGCUUUAACUGGGAAGGCUUAAGAAAAGGCACCUUGACACCUCCUAUAAUACCAAGUGUUGCAUCACCCACAGACACAAGCAAUUUUGACAGCUUCCCUGAGGACAAUGACGAACCACCACCUGAUGACAACUCAGGAUGGGACAUAGACUUCUAAUGUAUUUCUCUUACCUGCUUCUGCCUUGCUGAAGACAGCUUUUUCUGAGACAGCUGCCAGCAAACCUGAAGGAAAGAGAGAAGAUUAGUGCUCGGGGUCACCAUGAUGCCUUCGAUCGAUGCUGCUCCAGUAACUACAGUGGCGUUAGGACUCACUGCUUAGAUGACAGUAGUGUUCUUCACACGUUUUCUGUUUGAACCUAAAAACAGCAGUUGACAUGGUGGUCCUGAAGCCAAGCCUUUCACCAGUAAAGAGAUGUUUUCUAUUGUUGCAAUGACCUUGCUUUGCUCUGAUUAUAAUUUGAAAGACUGUAGGAAACACUUCAAUUUAGUAAAAGAUAAAAGUCUGUACCUUGCUAGAGUUAUCCAGAAGAUCAAAAAAUAAUAUAUUGGGUACGAUAGGUUACUAUGGUACAGAAACUGGGCUCUUCCCUUUCUUCAGGUUGAGGGUUGUGGGAACUAUUUACUGCAAGCCGGUGUAUAUACCACACACAAGAGGACCACACCUCUGUUGGUCACAGUUCAUGUCAAACCAGUGCUAGAAGUUUCAUGAUUUUAUUUCCCAGCAAUGCUGAUGACGAGACUGAAUGUUACAUUUCCUUCUGACAGAUUUUAAAAAUUGAUGUGAUAAAAGCACAACUGCUAUGGACUCUGCUGAGAACUCUCAUAACAGGUAGAUACGCGUUUUCACACAGGAUUGGAAAAAAUCAACAUGCAUGAUAUCUGUUCUUUUUGAUAAAUUGGCAUGACAGAGUGGAAAAAAAGCAAUUCACAAACCAUUUCAUACUUUUAAAAAUAGUAUGCUUAAAGAUGGUCCUGGAAAUAAAUGACUAGCAGCCAAUUGGUUUUUAUUUAUUACCUAACAUACCCUCAAACUGAGGCUUAAAAUAUUCCCUUUUAUAAAAAUAAACCCUUGGGGUGGGGUC
This is a messenger RNA of Camelus dromedarius (Arabian camel), 3725 nucleotides long. It is a transcript of the gene PRKG1, whose product is annotated as protein kinase cGMP-dependent 1. The transcript is spliced from 18 exons. Gene Ontology annotation, biological process: protein phosphorylation. The coding region runs from base 740 to 2800 and encodes 686 amino acids. Lineage: Eukaryota; Metazoa; Chordata; Mammalia; Artiodactyla; Camelidae. Gene Ontology annotation, molecular function: cGMP-dependent protein kinase activity; ATP binding. The record is from RefSeq and is a predicted model, not a curated record.